GUAGCUUAGUUUAAUGUAACAUUUUUAUUCUAUAUACUUAUCUCAGAUGUUCUGAAGACUCAGCUCCUGGCGAGGGUUCCCAUCUGCGAGGUGCGCGUGUUUGCAGGCUGUAACGAGAGGCAUUAAAAAAGGCAUCACCGCUUAAACUUGUACCGAACACUUGCGUCACGGUGGCGUCAAGUGAAAGACUAGCUCGUUCCCUGUCAGCUGAGUAAGCCUACUUGUGUUUUUUGCAUACGCUCAUUUAUCCAGGAAAGCCUCUCAUAGCUUUACGAAAAUAAAAAGUAUACUGUGAGUCUCAAAACUCUUUUUCAGGAGGGACCUGGCAAGUUUUUUUUUUGUUUUGCAGUAGCUGAGAAAUGUUUCUGCUGUGUGUAAUCUCAAUUGAGUAAUUUGCAGGUGCAUUUUCAGCAUUGUGACCUUUGGUCAGUACCAGUUACAUUACAUAUAUACGUUUUAAUCGGUGGGAGGAAACCGGAGAAUCUGUAGCGGAGGGGAGAACAGACAGACUGCAUGCAUAAAUGGUGCCCUUUUCGGGAAUCGAACCCAGGUGCUAUUUGCCGCGGGGUAAGUGUUACGACCGCACUCCCAGCCCUGUCCGCCCACAACGUUUAAGCAGUUCCUCCUUGCAUAGCAAACUGACGAGAGACAGAGGCCACAACUUGCUGCCACAUUUCACCGAGAGAGGCACUUUCCGCGCAGUUGAGCGUUUCGGACACUGGCCCGUUCGAUCAUGCCAAGCAUGCCGCCCCCUUGACGGAGGACGUGCGAUGAGGGAUCUAUUUUGGGACGCGCGCAAUUGAGAACACGCGUGCAAGCAUGCAGGCAGGAGGCAGGCAGGCUGGCUGGCUGCCCACUCCAAUUGGCCGCACGGAGAGUGCGAUGCACCCGGUGCCGCCCGCUUGCCGAGUUGUCGGCAGAGCCUCAGCGGCACGGACGCUCCGUGCGGGCGCGUGUCAAGGCCUAACCACCCGCCCUCCUCUGGCCACGCCGGCACGGAGAAGUCCACCGUCUUUUUCAAACCUCGUGACGCCGAGCGAGCUGCACACUUCUCCUGAGCUGCUCCCGCCGCCGCACCCGCUGGUCCUGUGCAGCUGCACGAGCAGCUGAGAGUUUGCAGCGUUCCUCCUCCGCCGUGUGGCUCUGCCGGGCCGCUCGCAGGUGGCCAUGGAAGAAAAGGAAAAGGCGCUGGUGAAAAACUGGCUCUCUGAGUUCAAGGGGCUGCCGGAGGUGGCGGUGGCGGCGUAUGCCGAGAGGGUGCAGGAGAAGGCGAGCGUCGUGCCAGCGCUGUACAGCGCCAUGCGCGACAUGGGCACAGAGCUGCUGGAGCCCAUCUGCCACCAGCUCUUCGAGUUCGUCCGAAGCGGCGAGGCGGCCCUGCACAGGUUCGCAUUGCAGUUCGUGCCGGAGAUCAUCUGGCGCCACCUGUCGGCCGUGGCCCGGAGGGACAAGCCCAGCCAGGGGAGCGUGGAGGCCCUGCUCCUGGGCAUCUACAACCUGGAGACGGUGGAUGAGGAAGGAAAGCCGAAAGUUCUGUCAUUUACCGUGCCUUCUCUGUCCAAGUCGUCCAUUUACCACGAGCCAUGCAGCAUUGGCUCCCUGGCGCUGACGGAGGAAGGUCUGAGCCAGCGUGGCGCCGGCAGAGCCGUGUACGCUGACUCGUACCCACAGCGCGAGUCCAUCACGGCCCAGAACAGGUUUGAGGUGCUCACGUCCCUGCUCCUCUACUACAACUCCGCCAUCGUCUUCAUGCCCCUCUCAUCCUACCACUCGCUGUGCCAGCUGUGCACCAGGGCAUGCGUGAGUGGAUUCCCACGGCAGAGGAUGAAGCGGGACUGGAAGGAGCCGCACCCUCGUGUGCCUCUGCUCGCCGAGUUCCUCGUACAGCUGCUGGAGGGAGUCUACCACGCCAUUUACAAUGGUGCAUGGGACAUGGGUAAAAGGGCAGUGGAAGAUGCCCUUUACCGGUCUAAACUUGAGCUCUACCCUGAGCCAUUACUGCUGGCGCGCGCCAUCAAGAGCUCCCUGCUGCAGGACGCUCCGCACGCUGGCCGGGGCCGCUCCCGCUGCCUGCAGCUGGAGGUGACGCCCACCUCGUCGCGCAUCUCCCGCAGCGUGGUCACCAGCGCGUCCAUCCGCAGCCACCGCUGGAAGAAGGAAGGAGAAGGAAGCGAAUGGGACCAGCAGUUAGAUAGGGAGGAAGACAAUUCCCUUUUGGAAGGAAUGGGAGACGUUUUAAGCAACGGCAAUUCGAGCAAUUCUCCAAACUGGCGGGACUCGGAUGAGACCCUUGUAAGGCGAGAGCGUGGCGACAAGCAAGCGAUCGAGGUGGACUCCCUUCCGUUGGGCACUGCUCCCAGACCGACAAACGGCGGGAGUGAGUCCGCAGGCGACACCAGUCUACCGACAGUCAUCUUUGAGACCGAGUUUGGCGCGCACGACUAUUCUCCCGGCCUUGUUGUGCCCGGUGAAAGCAGGGCCCACUUGGGGGCAACGCCAGGCAGUCCGUCCCACAGCCGCUCGUGCGAAGUCGUGUACCGCUCUGGCGGCAGAAACGCCCGCCAGGACUCUGCAAUCGACCGGCACUCCACUCUGAGCCUCCAGGAUGAUGCACGGAGAGGCGCCGAAGGGAAAACGGGCAGACUUCUACCAGAAGAUGCCCUGAAAAGGCUCCAGCGAACACCGAGUUUUAAAGUCCAGCUAAUUUCAGCACUGUAACCUUUCUGCUGUGUUUUGAUAAUCACACAUGUUCGGAUGUCGCGGGUGAUCCUGAUGGAUUUGCUUUUAUCAAAAUGGUGAGCGCUCCACAAUGUGCAGUACUUACCGCUGAUUGACUUUAUGCCAAAUGUUUUGUGUUUUUAAUUCGUGCCAACACUACUUUUUUAAAGAUGCAUAAGAACACAAUCGUUUUAUACCGUCAGUAAAUUGUAACCUCAUGGCAGAAUAAUUUUGAAACCUUGAGUCGCAUUUUUAUCGUUGCACGGGUAGCCAUUUAGCUCGUGAAUUUCUUAAAAAAACUUUUUUUCUAUUAAGUGACAAGAGCACACAAAUAAGAAUACGUGUCCUUGGGAGCUCCACGGUUAAAUCCACGCCCACGUAGCCGCUGAGAUAGUGACUAAACAAGUGACGAUGACGUAUAUGCAGUUGCCCCCAAUUGUGCUUUAACGAGUUGAGAGCGUAUUGAGGUUAAUUAUUAGUUAUAUGGACAUGUUCAUUAUUUUCCAAACUUAAUUGAAGUUCCUUUUUAAAUCUAAUAUAUGUGAGCUGACACUGGCACAUACUGAUCUCUUAUUGUGACUAUUUUGCGGGGUGUUAAAUGUACAUUUUGUGAUUUCACCAACCGCAUGGUGUUUUUUUGUUGCAGAAAAGAGGGGAGAUGUUUCACAGUGUGAGGGGGGAGGGUCAGAUUACUGAGCCAGUAAGGAGUGCCGAUGUCAUUCGCCAGGGUACCAGAACCAAACAGUCCUGAAUUAAUAACCACGGCCGAGGCUGUGGUGAUUAGCAGCCGGAGCGGUAAUUAAACCGUUGAUGCGAUGCAAGUCAGGGGAAGUUGUGAGCAUGCUGACCACUACAUUUAGAAAUAUCAGUAGAUGGGGGGUUACUUAUAUAUGGGCAAAAUACAUUUUCAUUGCAAUGUAAAUUAUAUCUAUUGAACGAAAAUCAACCUUUCACGUGUCUGCUCAAGUGGCAGUCGCACAUAGAGGGCUUUGUCGAAUGUGCACCCCAUGCUAAUGUGCAAUUACCCAAUUGACCAGAUGGGAUUUAUAUUUUAAGGAUAUUAUUCAGACUUCUAAUCUUGGAAUUAGCUGUCCUUAGAGGUCAGGAUCUCGCAGUUGUUGGAGACUUGUACACCUCACCUGAAAGCCCCCUCCAACUCUUUAACACAGCCUUUCUCAAGUUCUCUAACUUGUCCGUUGAGUUGUUGUCUUUUAUAUGCAUGGCACUUUGAGAUCCAUUGUUUAAGGGCGCUUAUACACCUACAUUAUCGUUUAAUAUGAAGAUCUUUCAACCACCGUAACCGGGGCACACGUCUUUGCCCUGAAAAUGAGCGCUCACGGAGUGUUUGGGUUGGCCAGCAGAGUCCAUUGAGCAGCAGCCAAGCAAAUGGCACGGGGGGGGGGGGACAUGGGGCGAAUGUUGGCCCCAGAGCUCAAUGGAGCAAUGACCGCUGACCAAUGAAUUGUACGAGUGUCACAUAAUACCCACGAAAAAUCAAUGCCGAUUUGUUUGCAACUUGUUCGUUUUUGUUUACCGAGACACUUUUAUUGAAUCUCACCAGAAAUAUAAUGACGAGUAAAAUCAAAUCUCACAUUGUCACGGUGGCAUGUGUGCAUGCCAAUGAGUUUACAAUUACAGUGUCAGUGUUUUAUAGAUUACUGAUAACUUUAUUAAAUCUGCAAUUGUUUAAUAGCCGAGACUCAAUGUAGACUUUGCUUUAAACUUUUUCCUAUUUUAUCCAUGUAUUUAUUUUAAAAACGUGAUUUUCAAAUGUACCUUUUUAUCCUCAUGGAAUUCUACAAAAUGCUCUACUCUGUACAUACUUCCAGGGCACACACAUAAACCGGGUUUGGUUUUUAUUUA
This is a messenger RNA of Petromyzon marinus (sea lamprey), 4581 nucleotides long. Lineage: Eukaryota; Metazoa; Chordata; Hyperoartia; Petromyzontiformes; Petromyzontidae. The record is from RefSeq and is a predicted model, not a curated record.